This is a messenger RNA of Solea solea (common sole), 4708 nucleotides long. Its product is annotated as kinesin heavy chain-like. Bases 408 to 3266 code for a protein of 952 amino acids. NCBI's taxonomy places the organism in Eukaryota, Metazoa, Chordata, Actinopteri, Pleuronectiformes, Soleidae. Gene Ontology annotation, molecular function: microtubule binding; ATP binding; microtubule motor activity. Gene Ontology annotation, biological process: microtubule-based movement. The record is from RefSeq and is a predicted model, not a curated record. The transcript has 26 exons.
UUCUCCGUCUGCGCAUCCUCCCCGGGCUCUGCAAACAAACACAGACGCAGACACAGUCUCCGCUGGAGGACGCAGCGCUGCGGUUGAUCCACUUUGGCCAUGACGCACCCGAUUCAACCCCGACAUGUUCGGUUUGGAUGAAGGACGCGUUGCGCAUCAGAGGUUAUUAAACCAGCAAGCCCCCCGUUUUAGCUCCGGGACCGGUUUGUUGGCAGAGGAUGCUUUUCAGUCCCUGUCAUAGUCAAAUCUGAACUGUCAGCUGACCGGGGACGCAAGGAUCAACACCGAGGCCCCACUGCAGGCCACACAACCCGAAAUUACGCACCCGGCUGCCUGAAACACAGUGAUCCUCACCUGUUUUAUUCGGAGCAGCGGUGUAAACAGCAUCAGCAGCAUCAGCAGCAGUCAUGAUGGACGCAGCAGAGUGUGGGGUGAGAGUGAUGUGUCGCUUCAGGCCUUUGAACGAGGCUGAGAUCAACAGAGGAGACAAGUACAUCCCCAAAUUCAAAGAUGAGGACACCGUGGUGAUAACGGGUAAACCCUACGCGUUUGACCGUGUACUGCCUCCGAACACGUCACAGGAACAUGUGUACGACCAAUGUGCCAAACAGAUCGUUAAAGAUGUGCUGGGUGGUUACAACGGGACCAUCUUUGCAUAUGGACAGACGUCCUCGGGGAAAACACACACCAUGGAGGGCAAGCUCCACGACCCCCAGCUGAUGGGAAUCAUCCCCCGCAUUUCCCACGACAUAUUUGACCACAUCUACUCCAUGGACGAGAACCUUGAGUUUCAUAUCAAGGUCUCUUAUUUUGAAAUCUACAUGGACAAGAUCAGGGAUCUGCUGGAUGUGUCGAAGACGAACCUCUCAGUGCAUGAAGAUAAAAACAGAGUGCCCUAUGUCAAGGGUUGUACUGAACGCUUUGUGUCCAGUCCAGAGGAGGUAAUGGACGUUAUUGAUGAGGGCAAAGCCAAUCGCCACGUGGCAGUGACCAACAUGAAUGAGCACAGCUCCCGCAGCCACAGCAUCUUCCUCAUCAACAUCAAGCAGGAAAACAUUGAGACAGAGAAGAAACUGUCUGGGAAGCUCUACCUGGUGGACCUGGCUGGCAGUGAGAAGGUCAGCAAGACUGGAGCUGAGGGAGCAGUGCUCGAUGAGGCAAAGAACAUCAACAAAUCUCUGUCAGCGCUGGGAAACGUUAUCUCAGCUCUGGCAGAGGGAACAAAAAGCCAUGUGCCAUACCGAGACAGUAAGAUGACUCGCAUCCUGCAGGACUCUCUGGGAGGAAACUGCCGAACCACCAUCAUCAUCUGCUGCUCGCCAUCUGUCUACAAUGAAUGCGAGACCAAGUCCACGCUCAUGUUUGGACAGAGAGCCAAGACCAUAAAGAACACAGUGUCUGUGAACCUGGAACUGACAGCUGAGGAGUGGAAGAAGAAAUAUGAGAAGGAGAAAGAGAAGAACAAGGGCCUGAAAGGCAUCAUCCAGAAGCUGGAGGCUGAACUCAACCGCUGGAGAAACGGUGAGAACGUUCCAGAUGAGGAGCAGCUGAGCUCCAAUGAUCAGAAGAGCACUGAAUACGACAACACUCUCAUCAUCGACAACCUGCAGCCGCCUGCGGGAGGCGUGUCCAUCGGCAGUGAGGAGCACAGCAAGUAUGAGGAAGACAUCAGCAACCUGUACAAACAGUUGGAUGACAAGGAUGAUGAGAUCAACCAACACAGUCAGCUAGCUGAGAAACUCAAGGAGCAGAUGCUGGAUCAGGAAGAGCUACUGGCAUCAACACGUCGCGACUAUGAGAAGAUCCAGGAGGAGCUGUGCCGGCUGCAGGCGGAGAACGAGCUGGCCAAGGAGGAGGUGAAGGAGGUGCUGCAGGCCUUGGAGGAGCUGGCUGUCAACUAUGACCAGAAGAGUCAGGAGGUGGAGGAGCGAGAUCAAACCAACCUUCAGCUGACUGAGGAGCUACAGCAGAAGACAGUGUCGAUGUCAGCCCUGCAAAGGGAGCUGGGUCAGUUGCAGGAGCUGAAUGGUCUGCAGAGAAAGAGAGCGGCUGAGGUCCUUAACCUGCUUCUGCGAGACAUCAACGACAUUGGCGCCAUCAUUGGCACCAGUGAUGUCAAGGUUGCCGCGUCCUCGGAGACGAAUGGGAAUGGCUUAGCAGUGGAGGAGGAGUUCACAGUCGCUCGCCUCUACAUCAGCAAGAUGAAGUCCGAAGUCAAGUCACUGGUCAACCGCAGCAAACAGCUGGAGAGCACUCAGGCCGACGCCCACUGCAAAAUCCAGGCCAAUGAGAAGGAGCUGGCAUCUUGUCAGCUGCUCAUCUCCCAGCACCAGGCCAAGAUCAGGUCUUUGACUGACUACAUGCAGAACAUGGAGCAUAAGAAGAGGCAGCUGGAGGAGAGUCAGGAUGCCUUGACUGAGGAACUCGCCAUCCUGCAGGCUCAUGAGAAAAGACAAGAGAUGUUGGGACGUGAGAAAGAGGAGGACCUCAGCAGACUGGAUGGAGGCGAGAAAACACUGGAAGAGCAGUUGGAGAGUCAGAGAGAGGCUCAUCAGAAGCAGCUCAGCCGCCUCCGAGAUGAGAUUAAAGACAAGCAGAGGAUGCUGGAUGAACUGACUGAUCUUAACCAGGGUCUGUUACUGGAGCAGGAAAGACUCAUGUCAGACUAUGACAAAAUGAAGGCCAAAGAGCAGGAGAAGGAUGUAAAGUUGCAGAAAUUAAUGCUGCUGAAUGAAAAGAGGGAACAGGCCAAAGAAGACUUAAAGGGGCUGGAAGAGACUGUGGCCAAAGAGCUGCAGACUCUGCACAACCUCCGAAAACUUUUCAUUCAAGACCUCACCACACGUGUUAAAAAAAGUGCAGAGCUGGACUGUGAAGAGGGACUCGGCAACAUUGCCCAGAAACAGAAGAUCUCCUUCCUGGAGAAUAACCUGGAGCAGCUCACCAAGGUCCACAAGCAGCUGGUGCGAGACAACGCAGACCUUCGCUGUGAACUGCCCAAGCUGGAAAAGCGCCUCCGUGCGACCGCUGAGCGAGUCAAAGCCCUGGAGAAUGCGCUGAAGGAGGCGAAGGAGAACGCGAUGAGGGACCGCAAACGCUACCAGCAGGAGGUUGACCGCAUCAAAGAGGCUGUGCGAGCCAAGAACAUGGCCAGGAGAGGCUACUCUGCUCAGAUUGCAAAACCAAUUCGUUCAGGCCAUCAUCCACUGUCAUCUCCCAUCAGCAGCUGCGUCAGAGCCGGAGGCAUCUACACCCACAGCCACUAAACCUUCUACAGCAGUUUCAUACUACAGACCAGAAACAAUGCAACGCAUGCCAACCUGGAGCCACUAAUCCUGUCAUUGUGACAGUUCACUCUGUCACCACAAAUUUGAGUUGCACAUAUUUAAUUUGCUGACUGUAAAUAUCAGAGGCCUCAUUUAUAACAUGUUGUGCUUUUGCAUAAACAUGUAUAAAUGAGUUUCUCUUCUCAAGGAUUGCGAUAUACAAAUUAGUCAGGCGACUUUCUUUUAUUUUUACGUCUUUGGGUUAAUGAUUUUUGAUUAAACCUUGAAGGCUUUGUGAAGCUUGAAAAGCAAAGUGGAACAAAUCAAACUGUAGAUUAAUAAUAUUACUAAAGAAAAACAUGCUUAUUUGCUUUUUUAACAAGUGUAUUGUUGUGGUAAAGUUAUAUAGUUAGAGUUGAGGUUGAAAUGUCUUAGGCAGACAAUAUAUAAUGCAACUAAAAAGCUUGUUAUAUUGCUAUACUUCCACCACCAAAAAUCCUCUGUUGCAUUUCUUUACUACUUCCAGUUAUGGUGACUUCUUUUGUCGACCUAAAACUGACAAUCAUCCAAAAAAGAUCCACACAUUACCAUUCAAAAAGUAUUUUCAUAAUCUGUGAUACAUUACUGAUUUACCCUGCUUGAAUAUUGUUGGGUGAGAUUGUGUCAGUUAAAAUCAAAUGGGUUUUUGACCUCCAAAUUCAUAAAUGGAAUUGCAUUUAAAUGUUUUAGUUGAGUUCCAGGAUUUUGAAUGUUGAAAUUAUGAGAUGCUGCAUAUCAUUUGGUUGACUGUAUUGUAUGUAUUGUUGCCCUGCAGGGACACUGACCAGCCAAUCAGAUGUUCCUUGGACUUACUUGCAAUACUAGUUAGACUUAAUUAUGUUCUGCAAUCUCUUUUUUUUUUUAAACUCUGCCAAACCUUGUGCCUUUAGAAACACCUGGACCAUCGGAGUAACAGAUUUCCAUUGGUUUUCCUUAGUUUAGCACCUUCAAAAUUCUGGACAGUUAAGUCAACAUAUUUACAUAUUCAAAGAAAACGUUGUCCUCUCUUCAAAAUAAACUCAAAAAGACUGUAAUCGACAUGUUCCCAUUAUCCUCUAGUCAAAGUUACAUGAUGUCAGUUUGCGCUGUGUUGAGCAUGUUUUUGAAUGUACUUUAUCAUCUUCGUAUUUAGGCAACAGAUAAUAUCACGUACCUGAGCCGGAGAUUGUGCGCUUCUUUUUUUGACGUGUAAUGAUAGCUGCGGUCACGCUGUACACGAAGUAUGUAACUGCAUGGAGUAAGGCUUUGUGACAAAGGCAUGCUCAGGGAGGACAAAUUAAGGCUAUUUGUAUAUGCAGUGUGUUUAACAUGAUGUAGGUUUUAAGUUUAAGGUUUUAAGUCCUUUCGUUUCUUUCUGCUGUCACAUCAUAUAUUUAAAUAAAACUACAAGAGAUGCAAUUAAA